AUGAUACCCAGCUGGGUAUCCCCAAACAACCCAUUGAAUUAUACAAUCAUACACAAGAUGGCGAUGUCUUAUUGGACUUGGCACAAAAGAUCUAUAACUGUUAAACUUAGAAAUCAACCAGACCAACAGUACUUGGAAAUAGUUAAAGUUAUAAAGAAGCAAAGGUUUAUUGGAGACUUUAAUAGUUUGGAGGGAGUAUACUCUAUCCCUGAAGACUCUUUUUCAAAGUCUAUCCAAGGUGAUAGAUUUGCAUUCCAAAAUGACAAGCAAGUCAAGAUUGUAAUUAGAGACAUAUCAAAAAAGCUAGAAGACUUUAUUUGUUCUUCUUUCAGAGAUCGAAAAAGAGAAGUGUAUAUACAAGGUCCACAAGGAUUCGGGAAAUCACAUUCAAUCUAUCAAGUGGUGUAUAGGCUACGACUGAAUCCCAAAAACAUCGUCGUCUAUAUCCCUGAUUGCCUGGGAUGGGCAAGAUCAAUAAAUGCCUAUACAUUCUUGAUAUCUUCAAUGGUUAAUGCUGUCUCAUUUGUCCAAGAUGAAGAAGACUUGGUUACAUUCUCUCAAUUUUUACGUAACCAGACAAUUCCACAAUCGCUUGGUCCAUUGAAAUACCUCAUUUCGGAUGCAUUUAAAUCGUGGUCUGAAAAGGGGUAUCAAGUGUGUUGGUUCUUUGAUCAAUACAAUGGGCUGACGGAAUCACAAAGAUCAGAGUCACCUUAUUGCAUCAUUGAAGGCUAUCUUGGUGGAGCUAUGGAAACAUAUGGCCUGUUGGUUGCAGUUUCUUCUUCAUCAUCUGCAAAUAACCACUAUUUUCUCAAAUCGGCUCUGAAAGGAUAUUGUCCUGUUUUUGAAUUUAAUGAUGGCUUCACCAAAGAAGAGUGUUUAACAUACUUGAAUAUAAAUAAUGUUUCUGUAUCUGAUGAAAACUUUGAGCUCAUCAAUCUUUAUACAAACCUUAUUCCUCCAUCUCGACAGUUGGGAGGACCUUAUUCCUUUAAAAACUACGACAACAAUGAUCAUCUCAUCAAUUCACUUGAUAAAUUCAAACACAAAAGAGCAAAAGAAAUAGGAUUAUUAGACCAUUUUUAUUGCAAAGAGGGUUUAGAUCUAAAUCCAAUCGAAAAAAAAGAAUUUAUUAAAUCAAUAAUGGCAAUGAUAUUAAAGACUCCUAUUCGACCACCACACAAAUAG
Cavenderia fasciculata is the source of this 1188-nucleotide messenger RNA. RefSeq lists its product as uncharacterized. The coding region runs from base 1 to 1188 and encodes 395 amino acids. The record is from RefSeq and is a predicted model, not a curated record. The transcript is spliced from 4 exons. NCBI's taxonomy places the organism in Eukaryota, Evosea, Eumycetozoa, Acytosteliales, Cavenderiaceae.